UAUACUGUAAAAUUCGCUGACAUUUUGGAUAUGAUUAUUUUUUCCAUAGAGAACCAAAUAACAGAAACAAAUUUUGAAAUUGGUCAAAAUAAAGUGCUGGAGAAAUGGACCCAUUGUCCCCUUUGUUUCCGUACCUGUGUCAAGGCAGAUAUGCGACAGGUUUGACGCGGUUUGUUUUAUUUAUUAAAACUUAAUCGGUGCUAAAAGAUUCCAAUUAUCGACUUAAAAUAUUAUUUGAUGUUGUUAUUAUUAUUUAAAAUAUAAAACAAAAAAUUAGUCCGUGCUUGAUAAUAAAUAUAUAAACAAUAGGUAUCAAUUUUUCUGCUAUAGUUUUAAGGUAAAUGGGUAUUCAAUAAUAAUAUGAAGUUAAAAAUUUUACAAAAUGUGUUUUCGUUAAUUUGCCAGUUGUUUGCGAUUUUUCCCGCCAUAUUAUUAAACAUACCAUUCGGAAUGAUGCUAGCCUGGCCAUCACCAACAUAUCCAAGAUAUCUACUAGAAUCAUCACCAAUCCCAAUAGACCUCGACCAAUCAGCGAUGAUAGCUGGCUUUCUAAUGAUUGGCCUAUCAGUCGCCACACCGUUAUCUUCAGCUACAUGGAUCGGCCCUAAAAACUCCAUGACCGUUGGAAGUUUUUUAAUGACAUUGGGUUGGAUAGUGUUAUGGCGGGCCAACAGCAUUUAUUUGGUUUUACUGGGCAGGUUCAUAACAGGUUUUGGUUAUGGUUUUUGUGUUUCCAAAAUAAAAAAAUAUAUUUCGGAAAUGUGUGAAAAGGAAUUAUCGAGUGGUAUAAUAAAUUUAACCAUGCCUGCGACUUGUGUUGGAGUUAUAACUAUGUUUUCAUACGGAAAUUUUGUCAAAUUAGAAGAUGUAAGUGUUAUAGCAUCCAUUAUUUCGGCGUGUAUAUUUUGUUUGGUUGCAUUUUUGCCUCAUACGCCUAAAGAGUUUAUACAAUCUAAUAAUUUAAAGUAUGCUAAGCAUGUUAUAGAAGCUGUUAAUCCUAAAGCAAAUGUACAAGAAGUUAUAAACAAAAUGAAAAUGGAGUUAUCCUCUAAAGAAAUAAAUGUUAGUUUUUUAGGUAUUCUUAAAGAUUCAAACCUUAGAUUGGACUUUUUUAACAUUGCCAUACUAACAUUUUUUCAACAAUUUACUGGGGUACCUUCCACGAUUAUUUAUUGCCAAAUUAUGUUUUCAAAAUGUAAAGUAGAACACCCAAUAUAUAUGUCUAUGGUCUACGUAAUAUUUUUUUUAUUUGGUAACAUUUUAGGUAUAUUUGUUACCCCCAAAAUACAAUAAAAGAUACAUGCUGAUAUUCUCCAAUAUCUCUAUAUUCAUAGCUUUAACACUACAAAUUAUUAUUAUUUAUUAUAAUGUUAACGAAUUAUAUUUUCCUUACGCAUCUGUGAUAAUUAUGCUAUUUUACGUUGUUUUUCACUCCAUAGGCUUAGGCAAUCUACCAUUUACACUAAUAAACGAUUAUUUUCCAUCCAACUGUAGAACAGCAAUGACUAAAUUUUUUAUUAUAGAACAUUCUAUAAGCGCAUUAGUUAUAACGAAAAUAUUUCAAGUAUUAAUGGGCAAAUUUGGCAUUAUAAUGCCGUUUUAUUUAUUUUUCAGUAUUAGUUUAGUUUGCCUGUUUUUUAUUUAUUUUUGUAUUAAUGUAAAACAUAUAAAUACAUAAAUAUAAAUCUCUUGGCGUUAUAUUUUCUACAGUUAAAAAUUCUGUAUCGUUAUAACGAUAUAAGCGCUUUCAGUGUCACCUAACCUUAAAAGGUAAAGUUAAUCAGCUGUUUUUUAGGAGAAAAAAGACUAAAUAUUUAGUAUUUAGUAUUUAGUCUUCUUGAUUAUGAGACAUUAAAUCUCAAGCAAAGUUUCUAAGCGUGCGCGAGUCAUUGUGGGAGGGUCUAAUCAGCCCAUUGUUGC
Messenger RNA from Brassicogethes aeneus, 1920 nucleotides. The record is from the annotation of a GenBank genome assembly. NCBI's taxonomy places the organism in Eukaryota, Metazoa, Arthropoda, Insecta, Coleoptera, Nitidulidae.